Molecule: messenger RNA, 2428 nt
Organism: Somion occarium
Lineage: Eukaryota; Fungi; Basidiomycota; Agaricomycetes; Polyporales; Cerrenaceae
Source: the annotation of a GenBank genome assembly
AUGCUAAAGCAAUAAUGAAAUCCAGAUCUCGAUCUCGAUCACGAGGGCGUCUUUGACUGUUGAAGAACGCCGAUCUCUGAGAUCUCCAUGUAGUUAGCCGCAAACAAUACCGAACGCGCCUCUACUUUGAUGGAAAUGUCUUUGCCAGUUCCGGAAGUAUCGGCAGGAUGCAGGUGCUCAAUCAUAGCUAUAGCUGGGCCAUAUAUCACAAGCCUGCCAUCUCCGAACGCUGAACAACCUUCGAAACGGCCAGCCGAAUUGGAGGCUCUGUUGCUGAUGUGUACCCCUCCUCCCUGGAGCACAAGAACAUAAACUCGUUCAUCACACCUUCACAGUGCGCUGUUUUCAUUUGACCCUCCAUGCGGUUCAAACGCACUGUCUGCGCAGCGACCAGACUAACGAGGGUUACCGUGUCCCGAAUGAAUGAGGUCUCUAAGAUUUUUCGAUCUUGUCGUAGAUGUGCUCGCAGUCGAAUUCAUCUAACUCUAUUCGUUCAAACAUCCGAGGUCAUCGCUGCAUUGUAUCGGUGAGACACCACACUUCACCCUGUACCUUGUUUGGUUACUGGUACCUUGCGCAGCAUGACCACGCCUUCCUACUACUGUGGCACCCGGAAACUGUGCAUUUGGAAGCUCUGACUGUUGCAGGUCAUUCGAUGAGCAUAGCAUCACAUUCUCUGAGCCUCCUCCAUUCCCAGAUGUUUGAGUUUGCAAGGCACAAUGUUGAUUCAUCUCGGUACUUUCGUUCGAGAGGUCUUGCGCACGUUGUGUCCGUUGCACCAGAAAUUCCCACCAUUCUCAAGGAUCGCAAUGUACUGGAACUGCCAGACGGCAAUGACCUUUUUCUUCAGCUUAAACCCAGCAGCAUUCAUGUUGUUCCGGGGGACAUCGAUACAAAUCGAUUCUGCAAUGCUCUGUCGAAAACCUUAGGCAGGUUCCCACAUGCUGCCGGACGGCUCCAGCGUAACGGCGACGAUUGGAAAAUUAACCUAACAAAUUCAUCAGUUCCUGUUACUGUCACUGAAGACACAGACAGAGACGAGGUUAUCCCAACUGAACACCGGCAUCGUGUUGUUCAUGGGGACCUACAAGCCUUCCAGGUUCCUGUUUCACUUGAGGGGGCCAUCAUGGGGGAGGACGUUCCCCUCGUUACAUUUAAACUAACAAAGAUGAAGAAGACCGGGGAGACAGUGUUGGGCAUUUCUUGGAACCAUGUCCUAGGGGAUGCCACUACGCUGACUAACCUAUUACAAACGCUUUCGCAAUACUACCAAGGAUUGCCUCCGCCUCCGGCGCCGACGUUCUACAGACGACGCUGGCCAAGGCCUCCAGAAGGGGCUGAAGGCGGCGCGCUCUAUCAGCGUUAUACGCCACAUGUGGCGAAGUCUUAUCCUUUAGCAGAUGUAGUGGCUAAAUAUGUCGCUGAAGCCCAGGCAGCCUCAAUGGUUGACUUUAAGUUCACCGCUGCUAACCUUGACGCACUACGCAAGCGGGCCUCAAGGUGGACACCCGAUGACGCAUGGCACAGCGGAGAAAGUUUGAAAUUGACGCACCAAGACUCACUCACGGCAUACCUCAUCACCCUGCAUAAUAGGUGUCUCGAUAAGCCGAUCCACGGCCUCAUGAACAUGAUGAGUUAUCGCACUCGCGCCGCGGAUGAGAACGCGCUAUACAGACAUCCCGGGAAUGCAGCCAAUUGCGUAUAUCUGCCGACUUUCGACUUGUCAUCCUCUCCCACAUUGUCCGCACUUGCCAGAACUAUUCGUCGUGGAAUUGUCAACGCUCGCUCAACAGAAUAUGUCGAAAAAUACCUCAUGCUGAACAGCGCCGCUCAGCAAGACGCUGCCAAGUACGGAAAAUUCCAUAUCUUCCCUGGCGAAUCAGUGGCGCUUGUCAAUUCUUUGAUGGGACACCGUCGGGCCCAAAUGGUUCACUUUGGCUUCCCUGGCAAGAGUCAAUAUUACACAGAGAUCUCCUGGGAGAGGAUGUUCCGUGUCUUUCCCGCUAAUCCAGUCAAGGGUGCAGAUGGUAAUUGGGAGGACAACACCGGUAGUGUUGUUGUUGCGUUCCGGGUCAAGAACGAGCUGAAGGAUAAGAUGGCUGCUAUGUUCCAUGAGGACAUGAGUCGUCUGGAGAAGGGACUGGAACUCGAUGAUUGAACUCUUUUUCGAGUCGGAAAUGGACAAAUAUUGUUAUUUUCUACCUGCACGCUAUCUAUUCCUUCGUAGUUUACAUACGAGACUGGCAUCUCGCCCCACUAUCACUCACUUUUAGUCUCCUUUUUGAUAUUCAAAUUACUGCGUACUUCAAGUUGUAUCACUUAUUACAUCGCUCUCCACUAUUCAUAAUCCGGCGUAUGCUGCGACCAUCGCUCUACGACGGCUGCUUGAGGGAUUUAUCGCUCGUGAGAAUAAACUUUGAAAAGCCCC